This is a messenger RNA of Nanorana parkeri, 994 nucleotides long. It is a transcript of the gene PHYHD1, whose product is annotated as phytanoyl-CoA dioxygenase domain containing 1. The transcript has 11 exons. The coding region runs from base 76 to 951 and encodes 291 amino acids. The record is from RefSeq and is a predicted model, not a curated record. NCBI's taxonomy places the organism in Eukaryota, Metazoa, Chordata, Amphibia, Anura, Dicroglossidae.
UCCCUGGAUCAUCUGCUGUGUUUUCUCCUUCCCUCCCCUGGAUAGGACGUCACAGGCAGCUUUGCACAGCUCAAUAUGGCUCUGGUGACAGAUGAGCAGGUCCAGAAGUUCCAUGAAAAUGGGUUUCUGGUUCUGGAGAGGCUGUUUACUGAAGAAGAAUGCAAGUCCAUGAAAGAAGAAAUGGGGAGGAUAUUACAAGAGAUGGACGUGCCUCCUCACUUGCGAACAGAGUUCUCCACACAGCAAGAAGAACAGCUCCGAGCCCAGGGGAGUGCUGAUUAUUUCCUUACCAGUGGAGACAAGAUACGCUUCUUUUUUGAGAAAGGGGUGUUCGAUGAAAAAGGGGAAUUUCUGGUAGCAAGAGAAAAAUCGGUGAAUAAAGUAGGACACGCUCUACAUGCUUAUGUCCCAGUCUUUAAAAGCAUCACCAAUUCCUCCAAAAUACAGGAGGUGGGACGCCGACUGGGCCUAGUAAAGCCGGUCAUAGUCCAGAGCAUGUAUAUUUUUAAGCAACCCAACAUUGGAGGAGAAGUCACACCUCACCAGGACGCCACCUUCCUGUACACAGAGCCUCUUGGUCAGAUCACAGGAUUCUGGAUUGCUCUUGAAGAUGCUACUGAACAAAAUGGCUGCUUGUGGUUCAUUCCAGGUUCUCAUAAGGACGGAAUAUCGCGCCGCAUGUUGCGCACGCCGCCUGGCACGAUCCCUUGUACAAAGUUCAUUGGAGAAGAGCCAAACUACAAUGAUGACCUGUUUGUGCCAGCUCCUGUGCCAAAAGGAAGCUUAGUGCUUAUCCAAGGAGAAGUUGUCCACAAAAGUGAGCCGAACGUUUCCUCAAACUCUCGUCAUGCCUACUCCUUUCAUAUUAUGGAAUCAGAAAAUAGCACCUGGAGUCCAGAAAACUGGUUGCAACCAACUAAGGAACUACCUUUUCCAUCUUUGUACACAUGACAUUCCCCAUGGGAAAGCGAGCCUUCACGAUGAUCUUUUAUUG